Tripterygium wilfordii is the source of this 935-nucleotide messenger RNA. RefSeq lists its product as uncharacterized. Lineage: Eukaryota; Viridiplantae; Streptophyta; Magnoliopsida; Celastrales; Celastraceae. The record is from RefSeq and is a predicted model, not a curated record. The coding region runs from base 136 to 657 and encodes 173 amino acids. Gene Ontology annotation, cellular component: Golgi apparatus. The transcript is spliced from 4 exons.
CAAAAUAUCAAUAUCAAAGUUCUGUGACAGUCUAGUGUGUGACUUGUGACAGAGAGAGAGAGAGAGAGAGAGAGAGAGAGAGGAGGAGAGAGACUCUUCCACUUCUUGUCACGUGUUUGCUCUCUUUUUGCAUUCAUGCCGCCGAGGAAGCGAAAGGCCGCGGAAGAGGAGAAGCCGGUGAUGCCCACUGCCACGCCGUCCAGGGUUACUAGAAGCGCUACGGUGGGGAGGGUGACUCGGAGCAUGACUCAGCUAGGGAAGGCGAAGUUGCUUGUCUCGCCCCGGCGCGCUGUACGGAAGACGAAGAAAGCCGAAACGAGCAAGAAGAGUAAGAAUGCUCAGCCGCAGGAGAACGCGGACGAAAAGGAGGGAACAGAAGAUGCUUCUGCGGCCAAGACCAUCAUUAUUGAGCAUUGCAAGCAGGACACUUCAUUCAAGAACAAGGCUGCUCAGGUGAAGGCUCGUUUGGAGCAAGAUGUUUCUGGUAUCAAAGUAGUUCUCAACCCUGAGAAGCCUAGGAAGGGAUGCUUUGAAAUACGGGAGGAUGGUGGAGAGACAUUCAUAAGUCUUCUGGACAUCAAACGACCAUUCAAAGCAGUUAAGGAUCUUAUCAUAGAUCAAGUCAUCUCUAAUAUACUUGGAAAGAUAAAUGGAUGAGCUGAGCUACUGUCAUCUGGUGAAUCACACUUGAAACUAGAUUGUUAUGAGGGAGGAAACCUUGAAACUACUGAUUCUUUUUGUUUGUUGAUUGUGGUGAUGUUGCUGAUACACUCGUAGAAAGAUCAAAUUCAUACAAGCGGCUCUAGGUUGCCGUGCUAUACUAAAAUCAGUUCCUGUUAGUGAUUGAAGCAAAAACAAGUUGAAUUGGAUUGCUGGGGCAAGUUGAAGAUUUUGCUGUACAGAUCUGCCAUUCCAAUUAGACUAUGAUUUUGCUA